This is a messenger RNA of Durotheca rogersii, 1107 nucleotides long. RefSeq lists its product as uncharacterized. The record is from RefSeq and is a predicted model, not a curated record. NCBI's taxonomy places the organism in Eukaryota, Fungi, Ascomycota, Sordariomycetes, Xylariales, Xylariaceae. The transcript has 2 exons. Bases 211 to 1107 code for a protein of 298 amino acids. Gene Ontology annotation, molecular function: protein binding.
AACCAAUCCCAUCAACCCCAGAACAUUGCAACUGCACUCCUGCGAGAAACAAGAGGGCAAGUGGGAUACGCAACAUACCUCCGAUCGUGGUUUCGCAUGCUACUACCCUCAUAUAACAACAGUUCCCAUCAACCUUGUCCUCACAACGCCAUUUCUCUCACACAUCGGCACAUCAAUCUUCAUCUCCGCUGACGAGUGAUCCAAGCCAUCAUGAUAUCUACACGCCAAAUCACCGACGGCCGCAACGAAAUAGCCUGGGCCCAGGCCAUCAGCGAGCCACCGGCCACAAAUACCCCCGAAGUCCUAUCGGCGGACGAGGAAGAGCGGCAGCCGACAAGCGGCGCGUCGACGGUGAGCUCGGGAAGCUCGGAAGGGGCCAGCAGCGAGGCGGACAGCAAGGACGACAGCGACGAGCCUCCGCCCCGCCCGAGCGCGAGCGAGGAGAGCGACCGGCCCGAGCGCGGCGCCUACGCCUACGCCUGCGGGGAGGUCUCGCCGGAGGACCUGGCGAGCCCGGAGACGUUCCGCAACGAGCUCGUCGAGGUGCGGGCGUCGCCGCUGGGCGGCAACGGCGUGUUCGCGCGGCGGGCGCUGCGCCGCGGCGAGCUCGUCCUCGCCGAGCGCCCCGUCUUCCGCGCCAGCCCCAACUCCCUCUACCGCCAGCUCGACGGCCUCGCGCCCGACGUGCGCGCCGCGUACGACCGCAUGGUCGGGCACCGGCCCAGCCGCGGCGUCGACAGGCGCCAGGCCAUAUUCAUGACGAACAGCUUCGUCGUAGGUACCCAAUCCUACGUGUACCUCGUCGCGGCGCGGUUCAACCACGCCUGCGCGCCGGCGAGGUCGGUCGACUACCGGCCCGUCCCCGCCUCCGCGUCCCCGCCCGGCGGCAGGGUGCUGGAGUUCCGCAUGGCGCGGGACGUGGAGGCGGGCGCGGAGCUGACCAUCUCGUACGGCCUCCUGACGCCGCGCAACCUCUACGUCCGGUGGGGGUUCCGCUGCGCGUGCGGCGCCUGCCAGCCGCUCGCCGACGAGGAGGUGGCCCAGAUCGACAGCCUCCGGGACGGAAACGGCGACGACGACGACGACGAUAGCAGCGAGAGCUGGUAA